AUGGAUAAGUAUAAGAAACAGAUGACUGAGAAGAUCUUGGACCUUACUCUAGAAAUCAUCUACCUUCUGACUGGUGAGGUGAGCAGUGAUAUACAUGGCUUUUUUGCACACUCACCCCAGAUGCACUUUAUCACUCCCUUGCAAUGCAUGUGUGUAUGAAAUGAUAUGUGUAUUGUGUGUUAUGUAUACUAUAUAUAGAGCUCACAUUUGAGAGCUGACAGCAGUUUUGCUGUUAUUGAUGGCUAAUGAUGUCUACUACCUCUCUAUGUCGCUUUUCAUUCUCUAUAUCACAAGCAGAUUUUCUUCCUCCAUCUUUACCCUUGGUGUCUAGAGGGGUCUGAGUUAUAGAUUCUACCAAAAAUAUAUAAACUCAACCAUUCUGGAGUACCUAUGGGGUUAGAUUAUUAUUAUUAUUAUUGCCAUUUAUAUAGCGCCAACAGAUUCCGUAGCGCUUCAUAUUAUCUGUAUAUUUAUUCAUUCAUUUCCUCAUAAAUUACAAAAUGAAUGGAAAAGGUCAAAUGCCACUGGUAAAAUACUUUUGGGGAAGAUUUGGCUCAUAAUAAACCUACAGGUCCAGAUUGCCAUGUGUUGAAUACUAAUGCUUUGCUAGCCAAUCCAAACCAUUCUCAUAUUUACUGCAGCUGCAAAAAAUGAUAAAAUUAUAUAAAACACAACAACAUUUUUUUUGUUAUUAUUCUUUUUAAUAUUAGAUUAAAUUACAAACAAACAUUGUUCCCCUUCAAAUAGUUACAUUAAAUUACAGGUUAUAUGUAUAAAUAUGGAAUGAACUGAAACCCCUGUCUGUCUUUUAAAGCCAGUAUAUAACUUAUUUGGGUAUGCUGAAUAGAAUGUGAAUUAUGGAUAAACAUAUAGUAUUAAUGCCAUAUUGAUCUUUCCUUUUAGGUACAAAAUAGCCUUGGCUCUUUAAGAUUAAUAUAUUUCUCAAUCCAUAGGAUUGUGUAGUUGUGAAGAAGCCUGGAGAUAAUGUUAUUUGGAACAGUAUUCUCUGUGUGUUAGAAAGAUCCUACAAAAGUCAGCCUCAUAGCACAGUGCCUUCACAUGAUAAAAACGAUGACAAGAAGAUCCUUGAACUGACCAAUCAUAUCAUCCAGCUACUGACUGGAGAGGUGAGGCUGCUGGGAAUGGGACAUUAUACUGUGAAACCAAGGGAUGUGUCUGGAUGGUGACUGUAUCAUUGUUUGUGUCAGGUUCCUAUAAGGUGUGAGGAUGUCACUGUCUAUUUCUCCAUGGAGGAGUGGGAAUAUCUGGAAGGACACCAGGAUUUCUACAAGGAUGUGUUGAUGGAGAAUCACAAACUGGUCAACCCACUCG
Pelobates cultripes (western spadefoot toad) is the source of this 1332-nucleotide messenger RNA. The record is from the annotation of a GenBank genome assembly. Lineage: Eukaryota; Metazoa; Chordata; Amphibia; Anura; Pelobatidae.